This is a messenger RNA of Fusarium coffeatum, 1638 nucleotides long. RefSeq lists its product as uncharacterized. The transcript has 2 exons. Gene Ontology annotation, biological process: ribosomal large subunit biogenesis. Gene Ontology annotation, molecular function: zinc ion binding; nucleic acid binding. The record is from RefSeq and is a predicted model, not a curated record. The coding region runs from base 1 to 1638 and encodes 545 amino acids. Gene Ontology annotation, cellular component: preribosome, large subunit precursor. Lineage: Eukaryota; Fungi; Ascomycota; Sordariomycetes; Hypocreales; Nectriaceae.
AUGGCGAGCGCGCAGGCAGCUGGUGCCUCGCACCCAUAUACCUGCAAUACAUGCCAAGUUGCGUAUCGCAACAUCGAUCUUCAGAAGGGUCAUAUGAAGAGUGACUGGCAUCGAUAUAACCUCAAGCGCCGAGUUGCUUCUUUGCCCCCCAUUUCAUCCGAUGUCUUCACUGAAAAGGUCCUGCAGGCCAGGGCUGUCUCCAGCGCAGAAGCCGACAAGGCUUACUUCGAACGUGUAUGCGAUAUCUGUGAGAAGACAUACUACAGUGAGAAUGCGUUCCAGAACCACAUCUUGAGCCAGAAGCAUAAGGCAAAGGAAGCCAGCAGUGGACAAACUACUUCUGCACGAGCCGACGACGAGGCUACAUCCGUUGUCAGCUCUACUUUCUCCCUUGGCGAGCCUGUCGCACCCAGCCAGGGUGAAGUGGACUCCGAUGCCGAGGAGGAAUUCAGCCACGUUGUUGAAGGCCUUCAGAAGGCCCGUAUCACUGAGCAAAGGCCUUCCCCCGUCAAGCGACCUUCGCAUCCCCAACCAUCGGGUCAAGAUGUUGCUUCUGAAGAUGCAGAGGCGACACGUGCUUCCGAUUCUACCACACCCGUCCCCACAUCGCAAGAGCCCAACAUGACAUUAGAGACUUGCCUGUUCUGCAACUAUUCCUCCCCAACCAUCCCUCUAAACACACACCAUAUGGAGCGAUUCCAUGGCAUGUUCAUUCCCGAGAAGAACUAUCUGGUGGACAUUGAUGGCCUGCUUCAACAGCUGCAAGACAAGAUUCGCCUACACCAUCAGUGCCUUUACUGCGACAAGCUGAAGUCUUCCACAUUCGGUAUUCAAACACAUAUGCGCGAUACGGGCCACUGCAAGAUUCCCUAUGAGACCGAGCAAGAGCAGCUUGAGAUUGGAGACUUUUACGACUUUAGAAGUACCUAUUCUGAUGACGGAGAGUGGAGUGAUGAGGAGUCUGUUGUAGACGAGACAAGUGGUGGAGCUAAGCUUGGGGCACGUCGUCCUGCCAAGGUCACCGGAGAGGAUGGAGAAGAGGUUGAGGAAGGCGAGGGAGCAGACGGCUGGGAGACAGACAGCUCAGCUUCAUCACUGGAUUCAGCGGAUCUCACUGCUGUUCCCGCCGAGGGCCACAUCCACCAAUUCGAGCGACUUGACAAGCACCCGCAUCAUUCACGCCAAGACCCAAGGCAAAGACAUCAGGCGGAUGGAUGGCACUCGCAUGCUCACAAGCCCACUCGUGCUGUCUUUCAUGACGACUAUGAGCUUCAUCUUCCUACGGGCAAGUCGAUUGGUCAUCGAUCACUAAACAAGUAUUACCGCCAGAACCUACACAGCCACCCUUCGGCCGAAGAACGCGCCGAGCGUCUGGCCCUCGAGGGCGCAGAAGGUGAACAGUCCAAUGCUGGCUCAGAUGGUCAACUGGCCCACAGAGGUUCUAAAUCCCGUGAGAUGGUGCCUCGUGGCAUGGCAGGCAUGGUGGGUGCACCGGAGCAACAGAAGCGACGGGCGCGUAGAGCAGAGGAGCGAGGACGAACAUUGGAACAAGUCCAUACAAAGCAGAAGGACUUGGUCUACGGAAAGAAACUCAACAAUCACAAGAACUACUACUACCGUGAGCAGGGUGGUGGUUAA